Molecule: messenger RNA, 1619 nt
Organism: Blepharisma stoltei
Lineage: Eukaryota; Ciliophora; Heterotrichea; Heterotrichida; Blepharismidae
Source: the annotation of a GenBank genome assembly
AUGGGAAACUGUUGUCUCAAUCCAAGCGCUCAGAAUUUGGUGGCGACUUCUAACAUAGAUCCAGAAUAUCAAAAACACCAAUCUAUCCAUAUUAUUAGCAAAGACAAUAUUGGAAGAAUUAAUGGGAGCCAGGCCGUGAAAUUUGAAUUACUAGCGCCAAUUCAUCAGGAAACCUUAGUCUGCACCGUCGGAAAAAUUCCUAUACGUAUGACUGGGUGUGUUAUCCCAGGACUUGACCCGCGCGGAGAAAUUUCUAGCUCCCUCCUGUGAACAAGCAAAAUCAUUGAAAAUAACCUUCAUCGAUGUAUAAGUUUUAAUUAUUAAAAUGAAAUCUACAACUAAUUCAUUAAAAUCUAAACAGCUUGCAAUUAAAACAUAAAUUUUAUAAUUUAAUUGAAUUUUUUGCUUUCCAGUUUUCGGAAUUGUUUGAAAUAAUGAAAAAAUUCCUUAUUCAAACAAAUAUUUUUAUUCGCCCACAGAAGGGAAAUAAGGAAUGUCAAGAUACAUACACAUUUCUAUACAAAGAUGAUACCAUUUUAGCAGUUUUGUUUGAUGGACACGGUAAAGAAGGGCAAAAAAUCGCAAACUUCUGCAAAGAUUAUAUGGUAAACUUUUUCACUGAAAAUUUCAUAAAAUUCGAAAAAAAUCCAAUUGAUGGGAUAAUUGAAAUGGUUCAAGAAUGUGACGACAGCUUGAAUAUGAGUGGAAUUGUCACAAGCUUAUCUGGCACAACUGCAGUUAUUGUGGUUUUAAACUCUACUGCAAUCCACGCUGGAAGCGUAGGAGACUCAAGAGCUAUAUUAGCGACUUUACCUCGAGAAGGCACAAAAAUCAAGCCCCAGCACAUAGAGCAUAAAAUUCCAUCUAAAUGAUCAAACAAAGUAAUACCUUUAAGAUUAUUAUCGCCUGUUACAAUUACAGUAGAUCAAAAGCCUAAUCACGUUGAAGAGCUUAAAAGGAUUACAGCAGCUGGCGGCGUCGUCGAAAAAAUCACAGAUGAAGCCGGGCAGCCUGUCGGCCCAUAUAGGGUUUGGCUUAAACGUGGAAACUAUCCAGGCCUCGCAAUGUCAAGGUCUAUUGGUGACACUGUAGCUCAUGAAAUAGGUGUCAGUUCCACCCCAAUCUGCAACAGUUUUGAAUUUUACCCGGAAAGUGACCAAUUUGUAAUUCUUGCUUCAGAUGGCCUCUGAGACGUCAUGGACAACCAAGAAGUGAUAAAUUUUGUAGAAAAAUUCAGAGGAAUUACCAAAGGAUUUCCCGCAGAUGAUUACCCAUCAAAAAUCUCUAACUCAACUAUAGCAAGAUUACUAUGUGAAGAAGCAAGGCAUAGGUGGUUUGGGGUAGUUGAAGAAGAAGACGUAAUGAUUGAUGAUAUUUCUGUAGUCAUCAUAGAGUUUACCAGUGUAGAGCCUAUAGGAAUAGGAGAAAGAACGCCUAGAAGCGAGAGAAAUGUAAAAAAAUUCCAAAGCAUCACGUUUGAAAGCGACAUAAUUAAACAAAAAAAUAUUGUGAGAAAUGACCCAGCCAGAGGAAGCAUUGCAAAAGGAGAAGAAAAUAAUGAAAUUUUGGAAGCUGCAAUGCAAGUUAUGCAAGAAGAGGAAGGUAAUGAUAUUAAAUAG